Molecule: messenger RNA, 6596 nt
Organism: Carassius gibelio (silver crucian carp)
Lineage: Eukaryota; Metazoa; Chordata; Actinopteri; Cypriniformes; Cyprinidae
Product: leucine-rich repeat-containing protein 4C-like
Exons: 3
Coding region: 1689-3635 (648 amino acids)
Biological process (GO): regulation of axonogenesis; modulation of chemical synaptic transmission; synaptic membrane adhesion
Cellular component (GO): glutamatergic synapse; plasma membrane; postsynaptic density membrane
Molecular function (GO): cell-cell adhesion mediator activity
Source: RefSeq, a predicted model, not a curated record
ACAGGGGACGGAGCGCCGGUAGAUGGCAGUCGUGUCCCUUCUGCACUAAACAGGAAGAAUCAGCGCAUCAGACACUCAUACUCAGUACACAGGCUAUACACAAUCACACACGCACAUGUGUGCGUCAAACAGGCGCUACAUACCUCGUCAUAUAAUCUAUAGCUUUUAGGGUUAUUGCACUCGACCAAUCAUUGGUAAGAAUUAAAAAGAUUAUUGGACCAUUGACUUUUACGCAUCCGAGAAGACGCCAAGUGAGGACAGUGAGAAGAGUGAGACUUUGGGCUGAGGGCAACAUCAAUACGUUUUAUAAGAUUUUUGGUGUCACCAGAGGAGCGCACUGAGCCGAUACCCACGGAGAGCCGCGCGUCAUUGGUUACCACGCUAGAUACUUCACACUAGAACUUCAUUCACGACAAGAUCUCGACGUAUUCGACGGGUCUCAUCUCUUUAGAUGUUCCUGCUCGCGGAGUGACUCACUUGUGGCUGUUCUCUGUUCGGCUGUCGCGCGCUGCGCAAUUCCACGGCUUGGCGCGGAGCGCAGCAUCAUUCUCGUGGAUUUUCGUCGCGUCACUGGAUUGCUUUUUGCCUGAGUUGAGUUGAACUGUAUUGAAUAUCUGCUGGGAUGUAGCUUUUGAAGAAUAUCUCUUUUAUAACACGCUUAUACACAUUUGAAAAGGAACUACGACUGUGGUUAGUAUAUUUAUCGGUCAUUUAAGUAAAAAAGGGGAAAAAAAAGAAGAAGAAAAAUAAAAAAGAUUUGUCUCACAUUUGGCGCAUUUCCAUCCACAUUCCUGAAAACAGAAAAAAAAGAACCCUGGAGGAUUUUGUCCUUUUUUCCCCUUUCCAAAUGAUUCUGGUGGUCUUGGAUAGGAUGUGAUAUACGAAUAUUUGCCUUUGCCAACGCACGAGGCUCACCUCUCAAGGCAUUCCGUGGGACAUAAUCACAUUUCAAGGAAAUAAGCAUCUUGAAAUCCGCACUGGGCUGUGAGUAGAAAUCUAAUCAGAUCGGGUGCGUAAAGGAGGAAGAAAAGUUCCGUUUUAAACCAUGCCUGAGGAAUAAGGACAUCACCGGUCUGCGUUUAUGGUCUGCUGAAGAUUGGGAUGUAGAAGAAGAUGCAGGGAAAGAUCCAUCUCAGGGAUAAAACCCAUCUAGAUGCGUAUUGGCUGAAUGUGAAACCCCAAUUAUCUGUUGUUAAACGCCAAUAAUAAAUGGCAAAACCAGGAAGACGUCGAAUUAAUUGAUUUAUCAGCAGGAAAAGGACUUGGUACACCGGGUUUUGAUGAUGCGGGGCAAGAAAGCAUCGAGAUAUCUGCUCUAGGGGCACUCGUCCAUAUGAUGGCACUGACAGGAAGACCGAAUGGAUAUACUGGAGCAAAUUUCUUCUCAUAGAAGCUUGUGAAUGCAAUACUGCUCUUGGAUAGCUUGGAUAGCCCAAAGUAAACGCUGAAGAACAUUUUAUUGGCAUCGCGCUUAACUGCUUGAGAAUUGCAGAUGGAUUUUCGUGCUUUGGAAGCGAACGGAACGGUGAUUUUGCCUCCAAUUUGAACCUCACAGAUUGAGAAAGGCGAAGCCAGCUAGCGAGACCGAGCAUGAAGAUGUCCAGAAGCUGCUGGCACUGUGGAAGACUUGGCAGUUUGGCCAAAUAAAACCCUUCUCAAAGAGUGGAGAACCUCUCAGCGAAUUAUGAAUGAUAAACAAGAUGACCUCCUCCCUGAUGCAGCAGACGAUGAGAGGUCCUAGGUGGAAUCGGUCCCUGUCCGACCCAUUGUUUGUGCUGUCACUGGCCCUGCAGCUUCUGGUGGUGGCUGGCCUGGUGCGAGCCCAGACAUGCCCCUCGGUCUGCUCUUGUAGCAACCAGUUCAGCAAGGUAAUUUGUACGCGACGUGGCCUUCGAGAUGUACCCGAUGGUAUUUCCACCAACACAAGGUACCUGAACCUUCAGGAGAACCUCAUCCAGGUGAUCAAGGUUGACAGCUUCAAACAUCUAAGGCACUUGGAGAUCCUGCAGCUCAGCAAGAACCACAUCCGCAACAUUGAAAUCGGCGCUUUCAAUGGGCUGGCCAACCUCAACACUCUAGAACUCUUCGAAAAUCGUCUAACCACAAUCCCCAAUGGGGCUUUCGAGUACCUGUCCAAACUUAAAGAGCUUUGGUUGAGGAAUAACCCUAUUGAGAGUAUACCCUCUUAUGCCUUCAACCGCGUACCAUCUCUGCGAAGGCUGGACUUGGGUGAGCUGAAAAGGCUCUCGUAUAUCUCAGAAGGUGCCUUUGAAGGCCUCAGCAACCUGCGGUACCUGAACCUGGGCAUGUGCAACUUGAAGGAGAUCCCCAACCUCAUUCCACUUGUUCGUUUGGAUGAGUUGGAGAUGUCAGGAAACCAGCUGUCUAUAGUUAGGCCAGGGUCUUUCAAAGGCCUCGUCCACUUACAAAAACUGUGGAUGAUGCAUGCGCAGAUCCAGACUAUUGAAAGAAAUGCCUUCGAUGAUCUUCAGUCCCUUGUGGAGCUCAAUUUGGCCCACAAUAACCUUACCCUUCUGCCCCAUGACCUCUUCACCCCACUACACCACUUGGAGAGGGUGCACUUGCAUCACAACCCCUGGAACUGCAACUGUGACAUCCUCUGGCUCAGUUGGUGGCUAAAGGAAAUGGUACCGGCCAAUACCAGUUGCUGUGCCCGCUGUGCAUCACCUACCAGCCACAAAGGGCGCUACAUUGGCGAACUCGACCAGAACUAUUUCCAUUGUUAUGCACCGGUGAUCGUGGAGCCACCAGCAGACCUGAACGUGACUGAGGGCAUGGCAGCAGAACUCAAAUGUAGAGCAAAUUCGUUGACCUCAGUCAGCUGGAUCACACCCAAUGGGUCCAUCAUGACGCACGGGGCGUACAAGGUACGCAUAUCCGUGCUCAAUGAUGGGACUUUAAACUUUACCAACGUCACAAUGCAGGACAUGGGAACCUACACUUGUAUGGUGAGCAACUCUGCAGGCAACACGACAGCCUCGGCUACACUCAACGUGUCCUCAACAGAGAACAGCAGCUUCAGUUACUUCACUACAGUUACUGUGGAGACUACAGAAGCGGCACAUGAUGAGGGCUACCCUACGGUACAACCGAAGGGUGGCCCUACUCCUUCUUCUGGAAUAUGGGACACUUUACCACCUUCCUUCACCACCACCACCACCACAACAGCACGGACACCACUGUCCACCAAGGCUACCGACAAGACCUACACAAUCCCUGUCACAGCCCUGAUUGACGGCUCACUCAACACCUUGGAUGAGGUCAUGAAGACUACAAAGAUCAUCAUAGGUUGCUUUGUGGCAAUCACCCUGAUGGCCGCUGUCAUGCUGAUCAUAUUUUAUAAAAUGCGCAAACAGCAUCACCAGCAGAACCACCAUGCACCGGCACGAACCAUCGAGAUUAUCAACGUGGAUGAGGAUUGUGUAACGGGUGGACCUACAAUGGAGGGCCACCUCACCCUUGCCCCACUGGAGCAUGAGCACCUGAAUCAUUACAACGCCUACAAGACUGCGUACAGCCAUGCCUCCACCAUCAAUUCUAUACACAGCUCUGCCCACGAACCUUUAUUAAUUCGGGCUAGCUCAAAAGACAAUGUACAAGAAACCCAGAUCUGAACUGCUUUUCAUAAUGGGGAUUAAACAAAGAAAAAGAAAAAAAAAGACUUCUAAAACUCUUAAGGAACAGUAAGUGACAUAUCGAUUUUGAAGAUUGUCAAAAACAAAGACACAGUAGCCCCAUGCAAGACGUAUGAGUAGGAUGUGGACAGGUAGAAAAGGACAUUGGGAGUUGAGUGUACGGCAACAGUUUCAAAAGUGUCUUUACAUAACAGAAGUUAUUUAUUUAAGGAAAAUAACUAUUGUGGUUUAAUCAAGAAAAGAUGUAAUCUGCAAUUAUUUUUUUUCCAGCUAUUAUUUCUUAUUAUUUGUAAUGUUAUUUUAAGGGUUGUUGGUUUACUAAUAUGCUUUUAAACUCUGUUUAAAUCUGUUUCUCUGUAUGUGAGGACCCAAGUCAUUUUCAGAUGAAACUUUCAAUCUUUCUGAAAUCUCAAGAUUCCCAUUUAACGGUGAUACUUUUAAAAUCUUAGGUUACAGAUUGUCAUAUUAGAAAACUUCCACGCAAUAAUUGUUUAAAUUGACCAUGUUCAUUCAAAAAUAAUUAAUUUCUUGACUCUCCUCAAUUACUGGUAUUAGGCAAUAUAACAUUAUUUAGUUAUCCUUGCUGAAAAUGAGGAUUUUAAAUCAUAUCAGGCCAGUUUGCUGGUCAUAGUCGGCCUCCAAGCCUGGUCAGGUCCAUCUGUUUGCUGAUUUUAGGGUGGUUUUGAGUACUUUAACUGAACAGGCUGGAACAGAAUUGUUUGUUUUUUUUAACAGGGAUUACAAAUUAGAUGCAGAUGUAUACCUGGCUUCCCCACCCUAAAAUUUAGAACAAGGAGCCCUGGAAACAUGUCCCCAUUUAAAACCGGACCAAAUGUCAAGAACACUUGACUAUUUGAUGCAUGCAGGGCAAUUUCAAAUAAUUUAUUUGCUUGGACCAGAAGAUUUAUGGAUAAAGUUAGCAUUUUGGGAUGGCCCACAUGCUCUUAAAUAGAUGUUGAGGCAUCGCAAAACUUCUUAAAACAGUUUUUUUCUUCUUUCUUUUUCUGCAUUUUCAUUCUCACAUAACAUAACAUUGUGUGUUCCUGUGGCAUUUCAUCCUUGAUACCGUACUAAAGUUUCCCAAUACUCAUGAUGCAGAUGCAGAUGCAGCACACAUAAUGCAGCUGCAGCACACUCAUUCUAUGCCAUCCUAUUCUAUAAGGGCAGGGGGAUGAAGAUUGUAGUCAUUUAUUUGAAAGCUGACAGAGUGGAAAUGUGUCAAAAGCAUAGAGCUGGUACUGACGUAGCACCAUUUCCAUUUCAAUCCAUUUGUCUUGGUGCUCACCAUGGAUACAGUUGACUGAAUUCAUUCUGGAAUGGUCUAAAAGCUGGGCAUUGAACCCUAAAUAAGUGGGCAAAGUUGGUGCAGCUCAGAUCUAAAGCUUCCAAAGAUGCCACAGGUGUGUCUUUAUAGAUUGUGAACCGAUUGUGUUUUUCCCCUCUCACUAUUUCUCUUUUUUUUUGCUGGAUUUCUUUCAUGUUCUAUCUUCCAUCAUUCUGCACUGUCAAUCUCUUUAGGCAGUUAUGCAAUUCUUAUAAAACUUUUAAAUCAUAUUCAGUCACUUUAGUUUAUUUUCGUUACAGACAGAGGAAGAUACAUCCAUCUUCGGCUUUACACACGCAGUAGCCUUCGGCUGCAGGGGGAAUGACUUGAUAUUAUGAAUUAAUUUAUGAAAUCAGAAUGGACGGAGACGGUCACUAUAGCAACUAAUGACCUUGGACAGGGUGGGGGGUGCGGGCAGGGGGUAGACGACAGACAUUGGCUUGACACUUUAAAUAUAUGAGUAGAGUGAGUCUGGGUGAAAGAGCCAAAGUAGACUCAUUUAAAGUGCAUCAUUUUAAAUGUUAAGCAGUCUAGGGGUCUAUAGGUAAUAUGAAAUAAUCCAAUAAACCUGUGACAUUUUAUUCAGAUUCAUUGCAUUUUGUUUUGGCUGUUCAUAAUUCAUGCAAAUCACACAGGGGACUGUCAAGGAGAUUUUUCUCUUGCAUUUCUGGUCUUAAUAGAGAUGCCGACGGAUACCAUGUGGCAUUUGGUGAACUUUUCCAUAUCAUAUUUUGAUCACACAGCAGAUGCACUCUAAUUUUUUAAAGAUCUGAUGCAAUUAUGCUUGUCAGCUUUGCUAUUUCAGAUCAUUACAAAAAAGUUUUUGAGGGUACCUCCUGCCCACUAGAAGCAAAGGCCAUCUGGUACAUUUUCUAAUCAAGAAAUAAAAGUGUGCAAAAAAGACUGUUCUUCAUCUGAAUAUGCUGCUUUUUCAAAUUUUAAUUAAUUUCCUUGUCUUUCUGAAUUUAGUUUGCAUUAUCACUGAAGUUGAUAUCAACCUCAACAUAUAGCGAAAAAUGGAGUUUAGCACAAAAGUAAACCAAGUCAUUGUUUUUUUUUUUUUUUGCAUUCUAUUUUUUUUAAGAAAUGUAUUCAUUCUCUUACUCUCAUUAUUUUUGGAAAAGGUCCAUGUCGUUUUUUAUAAUAUUAUCAAUUUUUAUUAUAGUUUUUGUUAUUUUUCAACUUACUGUGAUUUUAUUUAUUUUUUCUGUAUGUUUGUUCAGUCCCAUCAUGCAUCUGUGUUUUGGGUUUCAGUUUAGGAGUGAAUGAGAUGCUUUUCUCUCCGUUUCACGUAACUACUUUCUGUUCGUCUCUGAGAGGGAAUGCUGUUCUAGUGGUAGAUUUCUACAAAAAUAAAUUUUGAAAAUAAAACUUAAAAAAAAAAAAAAAAAAAACUUUUUAAAUUUUAAUUUUACAUGUGCCAACCUGUUCUAAUGAAGAAAAAAAAAGACAAGAUCGAGAGAGAGAGAGAGCGAAAUAUGCUGUAAAAGAAAACUGGGUUGAUUUUCAUGUAAACAUUAUUUCAUGACCUUUAAAAAAGAUGGAGAUCGAUUAUAGAUAUCAGAGUUUGUAGUUCAUACACGAAAUAAGGUUACAAAUAAACAUUGUCUUUUCUU